Messenger RNA from Rhea pennata, 1853 nucleotides. It is a transcript of the gene TNFAIP6, whose product is annotated as TNF alpha induced protein 6. NCBI's taxonomy places the organism in Eukaryota, Metazoa, Chordata, Aves, Rheiformes, Rheidae. Bases 62 to 889 code for a protein of 275 amino acids. Gene Ontology annotation, molecular function: hyaluronic acid binding. The transcript is spliced from 6 exons. The record is from RefSeq and is a predicted model, not a curated record. Gene Ontology annotation, biological process: cell adhesion; negative regulation of inflammatory response.
UAGCAGAGGUUACCCUGAGUGUUUUAACAGAGAGUAUUUACAGCCUAAUCGUACAGAAGAGAUGAUUGCACUAAUUUUCUUUUCUGUCCUGCUGUGGGACAUGGCUGAAGCAUGGGGAUUCAAGGACGGAGUGCUGCAUAACUCUAUUUGGUUAGAACGAGCAGCCGGAGUGUAUCACAGGGAGUCACGCACUGGAAAGUACCAGCUCACCUACGCAGAAGCAAAAGCCGUCUGUGAGUACGAAGGAGGACAUCUAGCCACCUAUCAGCAGCUGGAGGCAGCAAGAAAAAUAGGUUUCCAUGUGUGUGCGGCUGGCUGGAUGGCAAAGGGCAGAGUUGGUUAUCCCAUAGUAAAAGCUGGACCCAACUGUGGCUUUGGAAAGACUGGCAUUGUGGAUUACGGGAUUCGCCUCAACAGAAGCGAGAGAUGGGAUGCCUACUGCUACAACCCUAACGGAAAAGAGUGUGGUGGAAUCUUUACAGAUUCAAAACAUGUUUUUAAGUCACCAGGCUACCCAAAUGAGUAUGAAAAUGAUCAAAUUUGCUACUGGCAUAUUAGAGUAAAGUAUGGACAACGGAUUCAUCUGCAGUUUCUGGAGUUUGAUGUUGAAGACGACACUGCUUGUAUGGCUGAUUUCUUGGAAGUCUAUGAUAGCUAUGAUGAUAUCAAUGGCUUUGUGGGCAGGUUCUGUGGAGAUGAGUUGCCAGAUGAUAUCAUUAGCACAGGAAAUGUUAUGACCUUGAAGUUUUUGACAGAUGCCUCAGUGACAGCUGGUGGUUUUCAAAUUAGAUAUGUUACUAUGGACAUGCCUUCAAAAUCAGGUGAUGGAAAGAAUACAACUUCCCAAGGAAAAACAAACUUCUUAGCUGGAAAAUUUGGUAUUAUGUGAGCAGAUUAGCAGGGUAUGAUCAUUAAGAAACAUGUUUUAGAACCCGAUUCAGGUAUCUGUUUCUUCAGAUAAGACAGAGACAUGCAGUCAUUUUCCUCAUAUCUUUCUGACCUUUUAUUUUCUGCCUUAUAUAAGUUUUUUUAAUAAAGCAGAUUAGGAAAUAAAUUAUAAAAGGUACUUACUUACAUAAAUAAUAGAAGACUAUUUUUAGAUUACAAGGACUGCAUAAAACCAAAGAAUUCAUUGUUACCAAAUAUUUUUAAAUUAUUUUUCUAUAUGAACUGUUCCUUUUCCUCAUUUCUUGCUUAACUUGAACAAAUAUUUUAUGUGACAGAUGUUUCUUUUUUAUUAAUUUAAUUUGGUCUUCCAUCCUUAUUUUUCUUGAUUUCUACAUAUUUAUUUUUGAAUUUUUGCUUUAUUUCUUCUUGUUCUCUGUGUUAUUCUUUUUUUAUUUUUUAAUUAACUCAUUUCCCUGAAUGCAAAAGGCCAUUUGAGUAAAUUGUUAAGGUAACAUGAAUUCAUCUUGUGGGUGGCCUAACAGCCACCUAUGUCAUUGUCUGAAGUGAGAAGCUUAUAAAGCGUCAUGAAAAGCACAGAAUCAAUUAUAUUACCAUCAUAAUUUUGUUGUGAGAUAAAUUAAAAAUAUUCAAUCAAUUUUGUCACGGUUUCCUCAUCCAGAGAAGAGAUACUCAAGCAUUUAACUUCUCUGAUUUCACUUAGUAAAGAAUCAAAUGAAAGACUCUGUAAUGAUAAGAAAACUGGUGAGAUGAAGCGUUAGAGGAAAUUAGGUACUGAUUUACCAGCAUAUCUGUUUAUAAAAUACUGUCAAGAUGCUAUAUGUUGUUUACACAGGUUUUUAGACUGUACUGUUUUGAACUGAUAAAUAUAAAUCAUUUUCCGUAUGUUUUUAACUUCAGUUUAAAUUCCUCAGUUUGAAGUGUCAUUAAAGCUACCUCUGUUUUAA